Molecule: messenger RNA, 803 nt
Organism: Rubroshorea leprosula
Lineage: Eukaryota; Viridiplantae; Streptophyta; Magnoliopsida; Malvales; Dipterocarpaceae
Source: the annotation of a GenBank genome assembly
CGCCUUUAUAUAUCCCCCUGAUUUUCCUUUCUCUUUCCCCUCUUCCUUCCUUUUCUGGUUUUGCCUACUCCCUUCCUUCCCAUUUCGACUCCAUUUUUCUCAAUGGGUUUCUUUGUCCAGGAUCCGAGUCUUAUGGUAACCUAUGUUCUAAACAAAACAGCACUCGUACUAGCCGUAUUGAGAUGGGUCUUGUCUUGGUCGCUCAGUUUCGGAAACAGAACCAUUUUUCCGCCGUCUGAAGAAAACAGUUCUGCUUCUUGUUCUUCUUCCUCUCCGCCGGUUUCUUCCCAGGCGAUACGGGACAGCCUCGUACUGUCGACGUUCGACGACGUCAAGGAGAGACUGCCGUGGGUCUCCGACACGUGUGCCGUGUGCUUAGGGCAGCUAGGGCAAAGAGACGAGGUUCGGGAGCUCAGGAACUGCUGCCACGUGUUCCAUCGAGAAUGCAUCGACAGAUGGGUCGAUCAUCACGAGGAUAAUCACAAGACCUGUCCACUGUGUCGGGCCCCUUUGCUCGCGUCUUCUCAGGCCUUGAUCUGGCCCAGCAACGAGCCUAGCUGGGCCGUGGAGCGGCUGCUUUACCUUUUCGGAGACGAUCUGCUUUGUGAACCUUGGUGAAUGGACCCAUCACUCGAUUUUUGUAAUGUCGGUCUAGGGCUAGGCCAUUUGGGCUUGUACAGAUAUAAAUAUAUAUUAUCAGUCAACACGUUUUGGAAUUCUUUUCCAAGAAUUUUCUUAGUACUUUUUUAUUCUGAUUUUUUUUUUUUGCUGCCUAUUUAUUUGAAUAACGUCCUUGUUACCCC